AUGGUGUCUAAACUGAGCCAGCUGCAGACAGAGCUUCUGGCGGCCCUGCUCGAGUCAGGCCUGAGCAAAGAGGCGCUGAUCCAGGCCUUGGGGGAGCCGGGGCCCUACCUGCUGGCCGGAGAUGGCCCCCCGGACAAGGGGGAGUCCCGCGGCGGUGGCGGUCGGGCGGAGCUGGCCGAGCUGCCCAAUGGGCUGGGGGAGGCAAGGGGCUCCGAGGACGAGACGGACGACGAUGGGGAAGACUUCACGCCGCCCAUCCUCAAAGAGCUGGAGAACCUCAGCCCCGAGGAGGCGGCCCACCAGAAGGCCGUGGUGGAGACCCUGCUGCAGGAGGACCCGUGGCGCGUGGCCAAGAUGGUCAAGUCCUACCUGCAGCAGCACAACAUCCCACAGAGGGAGGUAGUCGACACCACCGGCCUCAACCAGUCGCACCUGUCCCAGCACCUCAACAAGGGCACCCCCAUGAAGACACAGAAGCGAGCGGCCCUGUACACCUGGUACGUCCGCAAGCAGCGAGAGGUGGCCCAGCAGUUCACCCACGCAGGGCAGGGUGGGCUGAUUGAAGAGCCCACAGGUGAUGAGCUGCCGACCAAGAAGGGGCGGAGGAACCGUUUUAAGUGGGGCCCAGCCUCCCAGCAGAUCCUGUUCCAGGCCUACGAGAGGCAGAAGAACCCCAGCAAGGAGGAGCGAGAGGCACUGGUGGAGGAGUGCAAUAGGGCAGAGUGCAUCCAGAGGGGGGUGUCACCAUCGCAGGCACAGGGGCUGGGCUCCAACCUCGUCACGGAGGUGCGCGUCUACAAUUGGUUUGCCAAUCGGCGCAAGGAAGAAGCUUUUCGGCACAAGCUGGCCAUGGACACAUACAGCGGGCCGCCACCGGGGCCAGGCCCGGGCCCUGCGCUGCCAGCCCACAGCUCCCCGGGACUGCCCCCGCCCGCCCUCUCCCCCAGUAAAGUCCACGGCGUGCGCUAUGGACAGCCGACAACCAGCGAGGGGGCAGAAGUGCCCUCAAGCAGCGGUGGUCCCUUGGUGACGGUGUCUGCACCCCUACACCAAGUGUCCCCCACGGGCCUGGAGCCCAGUCACAGCCUGCUGAGCACUGAAGCCAAGCUGGUCUCAGCAACCGGAGGCCCUCUCCCCCCUGUCAGCACCCUGACAGCUCUGCACAGCUUGGAGCAGACAUCCCCAGGCCUCAACCAACAGCCCCAGAAUCUCAUCAUGGCCUCACUUCCUGGGGUCAUGGCCAUUGGGCCCGGUGAGCCCGCCUCCCUGGGGCCCACCUUCACCAACACAGGUGCCUCCACCCUGGUCAUUGGCCUGGCCUCCACUCAGGCACAGAGCGUGCCGGUCAUCAACAGCAUGGGCAGCAGCCUGACCACCCUGCAGCCAGUCCAGUUCUCCCAGCCACUGCACCCUUCCUACCAGCAGCCACUCAUGCCCCCCAUGCAGAGCCACGUGGCCCAGAGUCCCUUCAUGGCCACCAUGGCCCAGCUGCAGAGCCCCCACGCCCUCUACAGCCACAAGCCUGAGGUGGCCCAGUACACCCACACGGGCCUGCUUCCGCAGACCAUGCUCAUCACCGACACCACCAAUCUGAGUGCUCUGGCCAGCCUCACGCCCACCAAGCAGGUCUUCGCCUCAGACACGGAGGCCUCCAGUGAAUCCGGGCUGCAUACGCCGGCGUCUCAGACCACCACCAUCCACAUCCCCAGCCAGGACCCCGCCGGCAUCCAGCCCCUGCAGCCCACCCACCGGCUCAGCGCCAGCCCCACCGUGUCCUCCAGCAGCCUGGUGUUGUACCAGAGCUCCGACUCCAAUGACGGCCACAGCCACCUGCUGCCAUCCAACCACAGUGUCAUCGAGACCUUCAUUUCCACACAGAUGGCUUCAUCUUCCCAGUAA
Molecule: messenger RNA, 1899 nt
Organism: Herpailurus yagouaroundi (jaguarundi)
Lineage: Eukaryota; Metazoa; Chordata; Mammalia; Carnivora; Felidae
Gene: HNF1A
Product: HNF1 homeobox A
Exons: 10
Coding region: 1-1899 (632 amino acids)
Biological process (GO): regulation of transcription by RNA polymerase II; pancreas development; liver development
Cellular component (GO): nucleus
Molecular function (GO): DNA-binding transcription factor activity, RNA polymerase II-specific; RNA polymerase II cis-regulatory region sequence-specific DNA binding
Source: RefSeq, a predicted model, not a curated record